Scomber japonicus (chub mackerel) is the source of this 856-nucleotide messenger RNA. RefSeq names its product B cell receptor associated protein 31 (gene bcap31). NCBI's taxonomy places the organism in Eukaryota, Metazoa, Chordata, Actinopteri, Scombriformes, Scombridae. The annotation marks the transcript as partial. The transcript is spliced from 7 exons. Gene Ontology annotation, biological process: endoplasmic reticulum to Golgi vesicle-mediated transport; intracellular protein transport. The record is from RefSeq and is a predicted model, not a curated record. Gene Ontology annotation, cellular component: endoplasmic reticulum membrane; endoplasmic reticulum.
GCUAACAGGCUAACUGAUCAGCAGCAGCAGGCAGCAGGCACACAGACGGUUUAAAGCUGAGAAGAGGAACAGAGAAGCAACAAGAGGAGAAAAGUUUCAUCCCGAGUCUGUUUCUGGAUCUACUGAAGGUGUCAGGAUGAGUCUACAGUGGACGGCAGUCGCCACCUUCCUGUACGCAGAGGUCUUCUUUGUUCUGCUGCUCUGCAUCCCCUUCAUCUCACCUAAGAGGUGGAAUAAAAUCUUCAAGUCUCGUCUGGUGCAGACCAUCGCUCUCUAUGGAAACACUUACUUCAUGGUGGCCAUGGCCAUCCUCGUCUUCCUGCUCAUCGACGCGUUCCGUGAGGUGAGGAAGUACAGCGUGACGGAGAAGGUGGAUCUGACCAACAACCCGACGGCCAUCGAACACAUUCACAUGAAACUGUUCAGAGCUCAGAGGAACGAAUACAUCGCCGGCUUCGCCCUGCUGCUCUGCCUGCUGCUGCGUCGCCUCGCCACGCUGCUCUCCCAGCAGGCAACGCUCCUGGCUUCCAACGAGGCCUUCAAGAAGCAGGCGGAGGGAGCGAGCACCGCCGCCAAGAAAUACAUGGAGGACAACGAGCUGCUGCAGGAGAAACUGCGUGACGCCGGCAUCGAGGUGCCAGAAGCUGGAAAGAAGAAAGGUCCUGGAGUUCAGGAGGAGAACAAGACUCUGAAAGAGGACGUGAAGACUCUGAAGGAGGAGCUGGAGACCGCCAAGAAAGCUCUGCAGAAGUCAGACAGUGACGUUCGUGCGAUGAAGAAACAAGCUGAGAACCUGACGGUGGAGUACGACAGACUGCUGGAGGAACACAGCAAGCUGCUGGUAACACACACACAC